UUCCCACAGUUAUGACGAUCCGACCAGGAUUUGAACACGGGGUGUCAAUUUCAAACAGCAGUGAAUAUAGAGCGCCAAACCAGAUAUUUUAAAAUAAAAAUUGACUGGUGUUUAGAACUUAUAAAUAUUUACUUCCUAAUGUCAUUAACCUCACAAAAGUAGAAUCGUCUCUCGACCGUCUGCUUAUGGGAAAUGUAAAAUAUCAACUUGGAUUUCACGAAAAGAAACAAAAAAAAAAACCGACAUAAAAUAUAUCCAGGUGUACACAUUCACUGACUGUCUAUUGAAAAAGCUACUUCAAAAUGGACUAUGAAAUAAUGAAAGCAGGUUGGAUGCAUCGGCAGAGUAGCAUCUUGCAUCGCUGGAAAAAGAAUUGGUUUGUCCUCUACAAGAAUGGCAAGCUACGCUAUUUUGAGAGCCCAAACAGCCGCUGCUGUGACAAUGUCUUGAUGAUCCCUUCAGCAUUGGUGUGUAUAAAAACAGGUAAACAGGUGGCUAUUUCCAACCCACUUCCUUCACACCUGAACCGCAAUUGUCUGAUAGAAUUGGUUGCACGGGAAAGAAAGUUGUUGUUGUGUGCAGAAAGUUCUGAUGACACAAGUGCUUGGAAAAUGGCAAUUGAAGAAGCCAGAGCAGUUCGCCCAACUCGACGAUUUUCAGACACAUUCCGACCAGAUCAUCACCAAGGCAUGGAGCCGCCACCUUCUUAUGCUGAGCUUUACAACCAACCUCAGAUUCUAACAUAUGCCACCAAUGAGUAUCCAACAGGCUAUUCUGUGCAUCAUGUUAAUAGUUUACCUUAUGGUACCAGACAGAUUUACGUACAAGAACCUUAUCGCCAGCGUUAUACUGGCUGUGACGUUGCAAUGGGCGUGGCUACCGGUGCUCUAGUUGGGUCGAUGCUAUGGUCACCAUUUUUGUGGUGGUGGUAAACGUCAUUAUGAACGACCCUGUUAAGAUUUUGCCCUGUAUUAUUCCACCUUUCUUUUCUUUUUUGUCUCCCCUCAUUUAAAUAAUUAAAAUGUAGAUCAUUAAAUGAGUUUGUAGAUAUUUAAACACAAGCAUGAUGGUUCUGGUCAUUUUAUCACAUAUUGAAUAUGAUAAAGUCACAUUUGAUCUUAUUGUAAAAUCAUUUGACUAUAUAACAUUAGAUACAUUCUCAAUGCAUUCGAAUUGCUUUAAUUUAGUUGUUCUUUUGUUUAUCUCUUAGUAGGGAGUAUCUUUAUCUGACGAUGGACAUGGGCAUGGAUCCAGAUCCAAUUUCCACUGUCCAGUGUACAACACUUUGGUCUUGGUUAAAUAGUGCCACUUAAAAUUUGAUAGAAGAAAACAUUCACAUGUACACAUGCACACACACUUAAAUAAAUGAUAAACGAACAAGAAGUAGCAAGUCCAAUGUUACAUGAUCUGUUACUUUGUCAUUUUUAUCAAUUUCAUAUUAUGCUUUGUACCCAACUAAUGUUUCAUUCUAAAUAAUGUAAAUAUAUUGAAUUCAAACUCUGAGUCAUUAAUAUUCCUGUAUACCUAAGCAAAACGUUGAUACACACACCACGUAUGCAGACAGUUAUAGAUUACAAGAUUAAAUUUCAGAAGCUGUUAUUCAAAUUUCAUGUUAGUGAUUCUCAGUAAUGUGAAACUUGCAAUAGAGGUUAGUGAAAUUUCCAGUUUGCUUUAAAUAAGAUAAAACUCUACGAUAUGCACUGAGCACUCUUCCCUCUUCCUUGAUCACGCAGUAUUUUUAUUUCUUUUCUUUCUUUCAUAUAUAUAUAUACAUGCAUGUGUGUGUAUGUGUGCAUUAGUGUGUUUAUAUCAGGUGGACAAGAUCUAAUAUGUCUGACAUAACUAUCUCCCCUUAACUGUUUUGUUCACUUUCUAUUUUUUUUUUUUAUAUAACUGACCAUACAAAUGCCAGAUUAAGUAUGUACUUGGCUUGGUAUAAUUGACUAAAAGCUGUGAAGACAGUGAUAUGAUGUGGCCGCAGUCUUACGCAGUGAAACAAUAAGAGUGCUAUUUAAAUACCUGUAAUAUACUCUGGAUUUAAGAGAAGAGAUAGAAGCCACAGCAACACAGAAUAAAUAUUUGGAAAAAAAAUAUUAAAAAAAGACUGAUAAAUAUAUUUCUAACAAACCCAAGUGUUUAUAUGUCUUCCUUCCCCUGCCCUACACAUUUACCAUGUACCUAGUAAGAAUUUGUUCUCAAUAAGAAUGUGCAAGAUUACCAGCUGCUUUCAUACACCUGCUUUUGUACCCCAUAGUUUUGAGUUCAAAUCUUGCUGGGACUGACUUUAUUCUUUUCCCAUUCUUGAUUGAUAAAUAAAUUACAGUUAAUGGAUUGAGGUUGGUUCAAUCAGUUGUGCCUUUCUUCUUGCAGAAAAAUACUUUUCUUGUAUAUAAAAAAAAUAAAAUGUGAUUUUUCUAA
Octopus bimaculoides (California two-spot octopus) is the source of this 2418-nucleotide messenger RNA. Its product is annotated as pleckstrin homology domain-containing family B member 2. Lineage: Eukaryota; Metazoa; Mollusca; Cephalopoda; Octopoda; Octopodidae. Gene Ontology annotation, biological process: regulation of cell differentiation. Gene Ontology annotation, cellular component: membrane. The record is from RefSeq and is a predicted model, not a curated record.